AUGGCAAUUGUGAAAUCAGAAUUUCUUGCCCGACGGUUCAAUCAAAGAAAGAGGCUAUGCAUGACUUCCAUUUCGGGUUUGUACGAUGUGGCUCGCAGAAUAAAACUCUCUCCAGUGUCUUUUGAUAAGCUGAAGUCUCUAAAACUGGAAGUGGUAAUUCAUGAAGAGUCAAUGCAAAUAAUGAUACUAUUGCUCAAGUAUUCUCCUAAUUUGGAGGUUCUUAAAUUGUGGUCUGAUGAGUGGUUUCUCUACUGACUCUCGACCGUCUGCGAGAGUGUGAAUUGGCAGCUGCUUGAUCUUGAUGAAAGCAUUGUGUGCUUGGAAUCCCAUCUAAAGUCAAUUCAUUUGACUGGUUUCAAAGGUGAAGAAAACGAGAUAGAACUAGUGAAGUUUUUCCUGAAGAAUGCACGAGUAUUGGAAAAACUGAUGAUUUUCUGGGAAAUGGACAUGGAUAAGUCAGAAGAAUCAUCAGAGGAAGUUUUGAACUUUCAUAGAACUUCUUCACAUGUUGUUCUGAUGUUUCUUGAUGCCAAGCCCAAGCAAAGAUCUCGUAAGUGGUACAAUAGAUAUUCAAAAUGACUCGACCUAGGAGAGGAUUAUUCGAUUGUUGGAUGUACUCUUAUUGAGAUUUCUCUUAAAGAUUCAAGUUUGAACCAGACUAUAAAC
This is a messenger RNA of Solanum verrucosum, 666 nucleotides long. RefSeq names its product F-box/FBD/LRR-repeat protein At3g26920. The record is from RefSeq and is a predicted model, not a curated record. Lineage: Eukaryota; Viridiplantae; Streptophyta; Magnoliopsida; Solanales; Solanaceae. The transcript is spliced from 4 exons.